GCUCGGCGCGGGAGGACGGGGCAGAGCGCAGGGUGGCAGCGGCGGGGAGCGGGGCCGGUGCCCAUGUGCCCGCGGUCCCGGCGCGGCGAUGAAGCAGCGACGAUGACGGCCACCGCCGAGGGCACCCGCCGGCCCUGGAAGCCGGACCCGGGGCAGGCGCAGGGCGGUCGGGCCCCACCGUGGCCGUCGAUGCCGCUGACCCUGACGGUGCUGGCGUGGCUGGGCACCGGCACCACCAUGGCCGGCAUCAACAAAUGGAUCUUCUCGGCGCACGGGUUCCGGUACCCGCUGCUGCUGUCGGCGCUGCACAUGCUGUCGGGGGCGGCCGUGGGGCAGGCGCUGGGCUGGGCGCGGGGGCUGGCCCCACCGAGCCCGCGGCACCGCGCCAGGAUCUACCUGCUCAGCAUCACCUUCUGCACCAGCGUGGCCCUGGGCAACGUGGGCUUGAGCUCCGUGCAGCUGGACGUGGCGCAGGCCGUGGCUGUCACCACGCCGCUGGUGACGCUGCUGCUGUCGCGGGUGCUGGGGCCCCGGCGGCACCACCCGAUGCAGUACUUGGCUAUGGGGCCCGUGUGCGCCGGGGCCGCCUGCGCCAUCGCCAGCGGCCACCAGCCCGGCUGCGGCUUCCUGCUGGCUGCUGCCGUGCUCCGCGCCCUCAAGUCCAUCCAGCAGAGUGUCCUGCUGCAGGAGGACCGGCUGGACGCGCUCUCCCUGCUCUGCCUGACGUCCCUGCCCAGCUUCUGCCUGCUCCUGGGGGCUGCGGUGGUGCUGGAAGUGGGGCCCUCCUGGGACGGGGUCCUGCGCUACGACAGCAGCGUGUGGGGCUGGGUGCUGCUGAGCUGCCUGGGCUCCGUGCUCUACAACCUGGCCACGUCGCGCGUGCUGGCCCUCACCUCCGCGCUCACCGUGCACCUGCUGGGCAGCGUCACCGUGGUGGGGAACCUGCUGCUGUCGCGCCUCGUGUUCGGCACCCGCCUGAGCGGGCUCAGCUACGCGGGCACCGCGCUGGCGCUGGCCGGGCUGCUCCUGCUCCACCAGCCCCGGCUCCUCGCGGGGCGCUGGGCACGGGUACCGCAGCCGUGA
Neopsephotus bourkii (Bourke's parrot) is the source of this 1083-nucleotide messenger RNA. RefSeq names its product solute carrier family 35 member E4 (gene SLC35E4). The record is from RefSeq and is a predicted model, not a curated record. Lineage: Eukaryota; Metazoa; Chordata; Aves; Psittaciformes; Psittacidae. Bases 64 to 1083 code for a protein of 339 amino acids. Gene Ontology annotation, molecular function: antiporter activity. Gene Ontology annotation, cellular component: Golgi apparatus. The transcript has 2 exons.